AGGAGUUGCCCUCUUCCAGCAGCAUCACGUUUAUGAUCACCUCAGACGAGAACGAUUGUAAAGAUAGACGUGAACGCUGCUCCUUAAUUUGAUGCAAAAUGCAACCGUUCUGAGCAGUGAAGCAUCACUUUGCAAUGCGGGGAUUGCUUUGAGCUAUCAGCAUCAACGCAUGGACCUGGUGCCCGUCGGCUGAGACAUCAUUUACGACCUGUGAGACCGACGAGGCGGGAUGGUGGAGCGGUCGGACCGAGCUCCUCUGCUGGACUGGGAGGAGGUUCCGUCCGCGGCACCGGUGGCAGCACCCUCCAAGGACCGACUGGCGAGCCCCUCCAGCAGCCGUGCCCCAUCAGGAUGCUCUCCGCCGGGGCUUGGGUGGAGCAGCGGUCCAGGGGGUCCCACUCCCAGCAGGUCUGUAUCCAACGCAGACGGCUGCAGCAGCACCCCACCCGCGACCUCCAGCAAGGAUGAAGCCCUGCUGUCCGACAACGAGGAUCACCUCUCGGAUUCAGGGUCGAGGGAGGUGUCGCUGGAAGACAGGAUGGUGAAAUGGGAGGAAAAGGACCAGAUUGUGUCGGUCUUUGUGGUUACAUUCAAUACCAGAUCAGGAAACAUGCUGGAGUGGUGUCUGCCCAAAGACAUGGACCUGGAAGGAGUGGAGUUCAAAGCCAUCGCCAGCGGCUCCCACCGAGUCACCACAGACUUCAUCUACUUCCGGAAGGGCUGCUACUUUGGCCUCGCCUGCUUUGCCAACAUGGCGGUGGAGAGCACAGUGGAGAGGGGUGCGAGGAUGAAGUCGGUGGGGAUCCUGUCUCCUUCCUACACCCUGCUCUACCGCUACAUGAGCUUUCUGGAGCACCAGGUUAGGCUCCAGCUUCAAUCCCCAGGCCACUACUCUCCCCUAGAGGCCUUUUACGAGGACAAGAGAGCACUACUGCCCCCCAGUGGUGAUGGUGUUGUUACUGCAUGUCCAGCCAAUGCCUGGGGAGCGGCUAUCAACCACUGCAUGCACCCUGAGAUGAAGAUCACCCACCCAGCUGGCUGUAUGUCCCAGUUCAUCCGCUUCUUUGGGGAGCAGAUCAUGGUGCUGUGGAAACUGGCUCUCCUCCGCAGACGCAUCCUCAUCUUCUCCCCUCCACCUGUGGGCGUGGUCUGCUACAGAGUGUACUGCUGCUGUUGCCUGGCAAACAUCUCCAUCCCCGGGAUCGGCGCAGCUGUGCCCGAGUUCCGUCCCUUCUUCUAUGUGAAUGUGGCCGACAUCAGCGCCCUGGAGAACGAGCUCUCCUACGUGGCGUGUACAACUGAGAAGAUCUUCGAGGAGAAGAAGGAUCUGUAUGAUGUGUAUGUAGACAAUCAGAAUGUAAAGACCUGCAGGGAAGGCCUGAAGCCUCUGCUCCGCCUCAGCACCGCAGACAGGGAGAAAUAUCGCAAACUCACUGAACAGAGGCAGAUGUUGCUGUACUCCCAGGAGGAGAAUGGAGACUGUGUGUCCAGUGAAGAAGAUCUCUUUAUCCUGUUUUUCCUGGAGCAGAACAACAGGAUUUUCCAGACCCUCGGCGAGGUGGCAGGGAGCCCCGAUCCCACGCUGACCCAGGAGAGUGUGAGGGCCAUGGGUCUGGAUCCCCACGGAGACAGGCUCUUCCUGCUCCACCUGCUGGAGAUCUAUGGCUAUGACACCCUGCUGGUGUCAGAGCAGCUGUGCUGCAGUUGAGAGAUUAUGGACAGCUGGCUUUCCGCCUUUGAUCACUGCUGGUUUUAAAAAGGGGGUUGAUUUGCCUCAAGCUAACGUCAAGUGCUGCACUACUGGCUUCUUGGAGUCUUCAGGACUGUUUGGAAUUUCUCUGAAAUCCCUACCUGUCGAGCAGUGUACAGAAGGAGGACCGCAGGUUCAGACCGGGUGACAACAGACCACAUCUGUUGC
Anoplopoma fimbria (sablefish) is the source of this 1918-nucleotide messenger RNA. RefSeq names its product DENN domain-containing protein 11-like. The record is from RefSeq and is a predicted model, not a curated record. Gene Ontology annotation, cellular component: cytoplasm. Bases 230 to 1708 code for a protein of 492 amino acids. The transcript is spliced from 10 exons. NCBI's taxonomy places the organism in Eukaryota, Metazoa, Chordata, Actinopteri, Perciformes, Anoplopomatidae.